CCCAGCACCGGCUGCAGAGAGGAAAACGUAAGUGGCGCCACGUGGCUGCUAACGGUAAUUUCGGCCGGCUCUGGAAAAUGAAACCAGAGCGAGUCCGGCUCGCCCCCGGGCGCUGCGUUUGCACAGAGACAGAGCGCGCUGCGUUUCUCAAUGUGCGGCUCGGCAGAGCGACCCUGGGGAAAGCGCGCAGAGCUCGGCGCGCGCUUUGCCCAGUUCCCCCGGGCGCUUUGCCCACCGUGCGCAAGGACCGGCCGCCUGCGGACAGACAGCUGGGCGAAGGCGGCCCCCCCCUCACCCGGAAAUGGCCAAUGUAGUGCCCCUGCUACAAAGGACCAGCCGGAGGGGGAACAAGGACUGGUCUGGCAGGCUUAUUAUUGCCUCUUUAGCUGGCGCUUUUGGGUCUUCAUUUCUUUAUGGUUACAAUCUCUCCGUAGUGAAUGCACCAGCAGUGUAUAUCAAGAGGUUUUACCAUGAAAGCUGGGAAAGAAGAUAUGGCCACGUAAUAGAUGGAGGAACUCUUACACUCCUUUGGUCUAUAACUGUGUCUGUUUUCUCCAUUGGUGGACUGGUGGGUGCGAUAAUUACCAUACCAGUUGUGAAGUUCCUUGGCCGAAAACAUACAUUGCUGAUCAAUAAUGUAUUUGCAAUUAUGGCUGCAUUGUUGAUGGCUCUCUGUCAGAUAGCUGGAUCAUUUGAAAUGCUCUUGUUGGGCCGCAUUGUAAUGGGUAUUCAUGCAGGUGUCUCUCUCAGUGCCCUUCCCAUCUAUUUGAGUGAAAUCUCACCUAAGGAGAUCCGGGGUGCUCUGGGGCAGGUCACAGCAAUCUUCAUCUGUAUUGGAGUUUUCAUUGCUCAGGUUUUAGGGCUGCCAGAAAUAUUUGGAAAUGAAUUUUGCUGGCCCUACUUAUUUGGAGUGAUUGCUGUUCCUUCACUGAUCCAAGUUGGGAUUUUGCCCUUUCUCCCUGAAAGUCCUCACUUCCUCCUACUUGAAAAGAAUGACACAAGUGGAGCAGAAAAAGCAUUCCAGACCUUCCUUGGGAAAGAUGAUGUCUCUCAUGAAUUAGAAGAGAGUGAAGCACAGAGAAAUGUUAAAUUAGAGUCUGUCUUUCAACUUCUGAGAAACCGCUCUGUACGCUGGCAGAUCAUUACUGUGAUCAUCACCAUGGCCUGCUACCAGCUAUGUGGGCUAAAUGCUAUCUGGUACUACACAAACAGCAUCUUCAGUGAAGCUGGGAUAAGUCAAAAACUGAUCCCUUAUGUUACCUUGAGCACCAGCACUGUUGAGAUUUUGUCUGCUGUUUCUUCUGGUUUAGCUGUUGAACGGCUUGGACGAAGACCUCUGCUUAUCGGAGGUUUUGGUUUGAUGGUCAUCUUCUUUACAAUACUUACAGUAUCCCUGACUUUACAGAAUCAUGCAUACUGGCUCCCCUAUCUCAGUAUAUUUUGCAUUCUUGCAAUAAUUGCAUCAUUUUGCAUUGGCCCAGGUGGGAUUCCAUUUGUCUUGACGGGAGAGUUUUUUCAGCAGUCUCAAAAGCCUGCCGCAUUUAUGAUAGCUGGGACAGUCAACUGGCUCUCCAACUUCUCAGUGGGACUUCUUUUCCCUUUCAUUCAGGCUGGACUGCAGACAUUUUGUUUCCUGGUGUUUGCCGUCGUCUGCCUUGCUGGAGCUACUUACCUGUUUUUUGUCCUGCCCGAAACAAAAAAUAAGACAGUUAAUGAAAUCAGCCAGGCAUUUACCAAAAGGAAUAAAGUGAUUUUAGAAGAGCGGGAGAUGAGCCAGUUUUCAUCAGAAAUGAAAUCAAGUGAAGAACAAGAACAUAACUUCUCUUCUACACUGGAGAAUGGUGAAACUAAAAACAGAAUAUUCUAAGCAUUCAGUGUUCUUUUUAUGGAAAAAAAAAUACCCAUGCUCUGCUGGUUUGGAAAGCAUGUGAUCAUUCUAACAGUUCAGCAUUUGUGUUAUUAAUACCCCUGUGUAUUUGGGGGGGGGUUGUUUUGUUUUUUUUAAUCCAGGAGAAUAUGGGCAUAAAGUAAAUCAGUGGCAGCUGGGAAGUGGAUAUAUGAGGUACAGUGAUAUCUGGGGGGAACAAGACCCAGAGUUUCUAGGAAACCUGUGGAGUGGAUCAUCAGGUGGAUGGAGGGGAAUGGGAUCAGGACUAGGAGAGGGAAACUGGAUUAGCAGUGGGAACUGGGUGGAGGGAUCCUGAGCAAGGACUGGCUGAUCAGCAUGCCCCAUGCCAGCUUGCAUGGGUGGACCUAUAUGCUAGUGGCAGAGAUUGGGUGCGACUCAGUGGAUACAAAGAGAAGGAGAGGCAACUGUUAUUUCUCAGCUUUUCCCAAUAGGCUUUUAAAAUUGCACUUCAAAACGAAAGGGACACUAUCGUGGUAUUUUUUCCAUCUUCAUUUUUAAUUUUAGCUGCUGUUCCUCAUAAGAGCCUCUCUUGCUCCCACUGUCUCCAGAAGAUGGAAACUGCAAUUUGUUUCCAUGAUUACUAACAUGCUUCCUCCCUCUAGCCUACAAAUACUGGCAAGAGUGCUAGAUUGCUGGCACUCUGUUUCUGUUGUUUAAAGCAAAUAACAGUGAAGCAUUUGUUCUGAAAACAAAAACUCCACAUAUUCUGAAAUAGUGGGCUCUGGGGAGAAAGGUAAAGGAGAAGAAAAAAUAAACAUUAAGCUGCCCAGACUUUAACAAUAGUAACAUUUUUUAAAAGCACAAGUCCUAUUUUCAAAAGUGAUUUAGGAGCCAAAGUCUCAUUGAAGGCCUAUGGGACUAAUGCCCUGAAGUGCCUAAGACAGUUUUGAAAAUGGGGCUUAGGCUCCUAAGUCUUUUAGAUGCUUUUAAAAAUGUUACCCAAUGUCCAUUUAAUUUCAUGAUAGGAAAAUAGCAGGGGUUUCUGGUUUGUGAUGUUUACUCUUCCUGAUUCUUAGUGUUUUUUAGGCAAGUUAUGGCUCACUUUUUAAUAUUUUUCAAUUGUUUUCCUUGAAUUCCUUAAGUGCCUAGGUACUAUAGGGAUAAGCACUUUCUAAAUAAAAUAAAUCCCAUAAUUUUAUAUAAAAACGAAGUACUUAGCAGUCUUGGGGAUAAGUCCCCAGUGAGAAUGUACAAUCUUUUAGGGUGAGCCAUGUUUCUCUAUGAGCCAUUUUGUACAAUACUAAAAUUGUAAAUUUGACAUGUAUAUUUUAUUUUUAAAAUUGUUCCAGAUGUUUGCCUCGGUGAGGAUUUUUUGGUUUUAACCUAAUGUUUUUAAUCAUAACCUAAAAUAAGUUAUUGCCAAAUAAUCUAUACUGUAUGCUGUUGUUGUGGCAGCCAUUUUGGAUCCAGGGUAUAUGAGAGACAAAGUGAGUGAGAAAAUGGCUUUUAUUAGACCAACUUCUGUUGCAGGGAGAGAGAGACCUUUCCAAUUUACACAGAGUUUGUCUUCAGGUCUGGGAAAUGUACUCAGAGGGUACUACAGUUGGUCCAUGGUAGCUGACUUGGGCUCAGGCUAUGGGGCUGGUUAAUUGCAAUGUAGACGUUGGGCUCAGGCUGGAGCCUGGUCUCUAAGGCCCAGUGAGGUGAGAGGGUCCCAGAGCUUGGACUACAACUUGAGCUCAAACAUCUACACCGCACUUAAACAGCCUCUUAGUCCAAGCCCCGUGAGCCGGAGUCAGGUGGCACACGCCAGCCACAGCUAUCUGAUUGCAAUAUAGACAUACCCAGUGUCACUGCUAAAUACAAGGUGGAACAGAUUGUUUAGCAUAAGUAGUUAACACAUAUUUCAAGGGACCGUUCAAGGUGAGGUGGCCAGUUACCACCUGUCCAGUUAUAGGGGAAGGAAAGAAGCGGGGGGGGGAGGGAGCAAUAAUCUAUAGUCCCUCCUUCGUUCCUUCUCCUCCCCUCCCUAAUACAUAGUUAAUAUGUAUUAACUACUUAUGCUAAACAAGCUGUUCCACCUUGUAUUUAGCUGUGACACAGAGCACAUUUCCCAGACUUGAAGAGCAGCUCUGUGUAAACUCAAAAACUUGUCUCACCAAUAGAAGUUGAUCCAAUAGAAGAUAUUACCUCACCCACCUUGUUUCUCUAAAUGCGAUAUACUGUGAUUUGUAUAUUUGUGUAUAUACUGCCCAUAUUAACCAUUGCUAGAACUUAAUUACCCAACAGAGCAAUUUCAUUGCUGGGUAAUAGGAAAGAAUGCUCUCGUUCUCCAUACCAGAUUUUACACUGGGUAGCUACUGACGUCAGUGGAGUUACUCCAGUGUAUAAUUUGGGUAAUAUCAUGGACCAUCAGACUGUUCUGCUGCUAAAGAAAAGUGUAAUGAAUCAGGAUUAUGCCAAUGGAGAAUCUUUUAGGGCUAAUCAAAUAUUGGUGUAGUUUUUCCCCCUAAAGAUGUUUCCCUAAAGAAAGUACUUGAAACUGCAUAGCUCUUGUGUGCAGCCUGUGUGUGGUUUUGUCUGUCUUUGUUUCUUGGGUUUAUUUUAGUUUUUGCUACACAGGUUCUUGAAGUUAAAAAAAAAAAAAAAAAAAAGUCAAAGCCAGUGCUGCUGAGUUGGUGAACAAUACAUUUAAAAUCCGUUCAAGCACAGAGGCCUUCCUUUUCUGAUUGAUAGAAUGGUGGGAGAAUCAAGCCCUUUUACUCAACUUGAGGGGUACCUUACUUCAAAAGCUGGGCUUGUAAGGUACUACUCCACUUGAGUUAGGUUGUUAUAAAUGGGCUCUUUAAUAACAAUUAAAAUUAAUACUUCAUGCUGCUCAUCUUCUAAGCACUUGGUGGGCAUUAAUCCUUGAUAAUGUUGACCUUUGAUAAAUUAAGACUUGUUGGCAUCCUGUAUCAGUUUUGCUGAACUUCUGAAGCAAGGUUUAACCCUUCAGUAAUUUAAUGCAACUACUAGCAAUCAUUUUGAAAUCAGCUAUGAAAGUUCUUUCAGCACCUCACUAAGACCCAAAUGUUGUUCACCGCUCUCCUGCCAUGCAUACGAAGCAUGCAUAAAUGAAGCUUGGACAGAGGAUCAGAAAAGGGUCAGGUGAAAGCUCCCUUCACAACUAAGGGGCUUUUAUAGUACUAGCAACUAGGGCUCCUACAUCCUCUCUAUGUGAAGAUGCCAUGACAUAUGGCUCCAUUGGCCCCUCUCUUGCCACAGCCUAGAUGUGCAUGCAUGCGUUACUGCAAAGAGAGGCAUCAUAGAAAAGUCUCCAUGGCACAUAAGGAGUGCAAAGUCCCUUUGAGUAGCUCCCCUGUGUCCUGUCUCCUAUGAGCUGUAUCACAUCAGUUCUGCUGAGUUUAGGGCCUUCUGGGCUUGUAGGAUAGGGAGCUGUGGAGGUGCAAUUAGAUACCUGUUUUGUUCCAAAUCUUUCUGUAAGAGAGCAGUACAGAGAAAAUAAUGUCAGCAUCAGAGAAUAUUAGUUCAAACAUUCCAUUCACUGCCUAGGGGAUGUGGUUAUAGUAUAGUCAAACUUGGUUUCUGGGAACACCCAAGAUUUGCAGAACUCCCUCAUCUCCAACUCCAGGGGUGGUUUUGAAUUGUUCUCAAGUAUUGCAUAGGAACAUUUCCCCCUUUCUUAGGGUGUUAUAAGUGCAACAAUCAAAGGAUGGAAUGUAAUAUGUUGACAGUUCUUCACUGGUUUUUCUAUUUGGGUCUACAGCCAAACCUGUACAUUUGUCAAUGAAUGUUAUGCUUGUGCAUGUCUGUUUCUCUAAAAUCUGAAUUAAUGUGAAAAUGCUGCAGUAUGUGUCUUCAUUUUUAAUACUGGUUUAAAAACAGAUUGUAAGUGUGUGACUGAGCAGUGAAAUCUAUGUAUGAAGUAAUAAGAGUUAAACCAACAAGAUGCUAGGUUCUGUUUCAUUUCUGGAAAAUGUGAGAUUAUCCAAAGUUGAAUGUAAGGUGUCAUUACUCAGUUUUCAGUUGUAUAACCUGAGUUUUUCAUGUGAUUCAUCAUUAAAAUCUUCUAUGUACAGUCA
Molecule: messenger RNA, 5934 nt
Organism: Dermochelys coriacea (leatherback sea turtle)
Lineage: Eukaryota; Metazoa; Chordata; Testudines; Dermochelyidae
Gene: SLC2A9
Product: solute carrier family 2 member 9
Exons: 12
Coding region: 302-1867 (521 amino acids)
Biological process (GO): monosaccharide transmembrane transport
Cellular component (GO): membrane
Molecular function (GO): hexose transmembrane transporter activity
Source: RefSeq, a predicted model, not a curated record